Cyprinus carpio (common carp) is the source of this 8501-nucleotide messenger RNA. RefSeq names its product scribble planar cell polarity protein. The transcript is spliced from 46 exons. The coding region runs from base 719 to 6289 and encodes 1856 amino acids. Gene Ontology annotation, cellular component: adherens junction; postsynaptic membrane; postsynaptic density. The record is from RefSeq and is a predicted model, not a curated record. Gene Ontology annotation, biological process: neurotransmitter receptor transport postsynaptic membrane to endosome; neurotransmitter receptor transport, endosome to postsynaptic membrane. Gene Ontology annotation, molecular function: protein binding. Lineage: Eukaryota; Metazoa; Chordata; Actinopteri; Cypriniformes; Cyprinidae.
CGGCCCGCUGCUCUUAGCCUGUUGCUGCUGUGUAUGUGAUCUUAUCACAACAGCCCGUCGCUUAUCUCGCACAUCUCAGCGACGCACGCGUCUGCAAGUAGUUUCGAGUUGUUUUGUCUUUGUUUGGAGGCUGGCUGGUGUAUUUUGUAGUGGUCUGUCGCGUUCUGCAGCUGGCUAAUCAGUUAGCUGUAGCAUACCGUCGUGUGUACAGCAGCUUCACGGGCAAGAUGUAGUUUGAUUAUUAGACAUCAUUUUAUUAUUACAAGACAAAACAUGUGCGAUAAAAGUGCGCGUGACAUGAACCAACGAGUUUGUCCUAUUUAAACUCCGCUUGUUCUCCGUGCUAACGCGGACUCACUUAUUCCGUGCGACAUAAUCUCGUGCAAUUCGACGAGGAGCUGUUCAUGCUGCAGAACUGUGUGCGGCACAUAAAAUGUGUGUUUUAUUGACUUCAUUCGGCUUAUGUUGAACCAAACUGUGAAUGUGCUGAGUAACCCGGCUUGUGUAUGAGGAGAUAUUUAACGGUUGGCUGACUGGACCGAUCUCCUGGAUGUCCCCUGCCAUCACUGGAGUUAGUGGACAUUUGCACAGGGGCUUUUAUUUGACUGGUUUUGGUGGAUAAAGGCCAGGGAGUUAGACGCGCCAGGACCAGCCUGUAUCCCCAUCGUUUGGCUGCUUGAGUGAGUCCCCGAUGCGGAGGGUCUGAGUGCUCCGGGACAUGCUGAAGUGUAUCCCGCUGUGGCGGUGUAACCGUCACGUUGAGUCCGUGGAUAAGCGGCACUGCUCGCUCACUGCGGUGCCCGAUGAGAUCUACCGCUACAGCCGCAGUCUGGAGGAGCUGCUCCUGGACGCCAACCAGCUGAGAGAGCUGCCCAAGCCUUUCUUCAGACUGCACAAUUUGCGAAAGCUGGGCCUCAGUGACAAUGAGAUUCAAAAAUUACCACCCGAAAUUGCCAACUUCACACAGCUGGUGGAGAUGGACAUCUCCAGAAAUGAUAUUUCUGAGAUUCCCGAAAACAUUAAAUUCUGUCAGGCCUUGGAGAUUGCAGACUUCAGCGGAAACCCCUUGUCCAGGUUGCCUGAUGGCUUCACACAGCUCAGAGGACUGGCUCACCUAUCACUCAAUGACGUGUCGCUGCAGUCUCUACCCAAUGACAUUGGAAACUUGUCAAACCUGGUGACUCUAGAGCUGAGGGAGAAUCUACUGAAAUCUUUGCCCUCCUCUCUUUCCUUCCUGGUUAAACUGGAACAGCUGGAUCUGGGAAGCAAUGUACUGGAAGUUUUGCCUGACACACUUGGGGCACUGCCCAAUCUUCGUGAGCUUUGGUUGGACAGAAACCAGCUCUCCUUACUACCUCCUGAGCUGGGGAACCUGCGGCAGCUGGUUUGCUUGGACGUGUCAGAGAACCGUCUAUCAGAGCUUCCCACAGAGAUCAGUGGCCUUAUCGCCCUCACAGACCUGCUGCUCUCCGAGAACCACCUGGAAGUCUUGCCAGACAGCAUUGGCUCACUUAAGAAGUUGUCCAUUCUGAAAGUCAACCAGAACCGCUUAGUGCAUCUCACAGACUCUAUUGGCGAGUGUGAGAACCUGACAGAGCUUAUAUUGACUGAGAACCUUCUCCAGUCCCUCCCUUACUCACUUGGAAAGCUGAAGAAUUUGACCAACUUGAAUGUGGACCGAAACCGCUUGAGCAGCGUGCCAGCAGAACUGGGAGGUUGUGUCAGCCUGAACGUGCUCUCCCUCAGAGAUAACCAUUUGGGAAAACUACCUGUUGAGCUCGCCAAUGCAACAGAAUUACAUGUGCUGGACGUGGCAGGCAACAGGUUGCAGAAUUUACCUUUCGCAUUGGCCAAUCUGAACCUGAAGGCCAUGUGGCUGGCAGAGAACCAGUCUCAACCCAUGCUGAAGUUCCAGACAGAGGAUGAUGAGCAGACUGGGGAAAAAGUUCUCACCUGCUACCUGCUGCCUCAGCAACCCUCAUCGAGCCUUGAGAAUCUACUGGACAGGAGUGUCAAUGAAACCUGGCCCACAGACACUAAUUUGAACAGGGUAUCGGUCAUUCAGUUCAAGGAUGACUCUAAACGCGGAGAGGAAGAUGAGGAGACUGCGGCAGAGAGGAGGCAGGGUCUUCAGAGGAGAGCCACACCGCAUCCCAGUGAGUUAAAGGUGAUGAAGAAUGUCAUUGAAGCCAGAAGAAAUGAGGCUUAUACAGCCAAGCCAGAUGAGGAUCUGGAGUCCCCGGACUCUGAGGAGAAACGGUUGAGUAGGCUGUCAAAUCAAAGUCAUGAUUCUCAGACAUCCAGUAGCACCGCCUCUGCCACUCCUCAGGAAGAGAAGCGGGGUAUAAACAGUACAGGGGUGCAGAUUAAUGAUGGACAUGGUCAAGAGGAGGAGGAGCUGGAUGAGAUGGAGGUGGAGUAUACUGAGCCUACUGUGCACUUUGCUGAAGAGCCCAUCAUCCGUGGUGGUGAUGAGGAGGAAGAUGAUGAAAAUGAAGAAGACGAUGAAGACGCAGAAAGGAGCGAUGAGUACUCUCGAACGCCACCUUUUCCUGCAGAGAAACAGCGCCUUAUACGUAAAGACACACCACACUACAAAAAGCACUUCAAGAUCACCAAGCUGCCCAAACCCGAGACUGUCGCCGCCCUGCUGCAAGGCUUCAGUCAUGACGGCCUCUCACCUACUGCUCACACCCCUGAGGACGAGAGGAAUGGUGAGGAGGAGGAGGAGGAAGAGGAGGAGGAGGAGGGAGUAAUGGUCAAUACCCCUUUUCAGCACCGACUAGAAGCAGCUGAGCUAGAAGACAGCAGGCUGAGUCAGAUGAACUCAUCCCUGCAGCCAGUGAAGGGGGUGUCAUUUGAUCAAGUCAAUAAUCUGCUGAUUGAACCUGCUCGAAUUGAGGAGGAAGAGCUGACCCUGACUAUCCUGAGGCAGACUGGUGGGUUAGGCAUCAGCAUAGCCGGGGGGAAAGGAUCUACGCCCUAUAAGGGUGAUGACGAGGGUAUUUUCAUCUCUAGAGUGUCAGAAGAGGGCCCUGCAGCUCGUGCUGGAGUCAAAGUGGGAGACAAACUUCUUGAGGUGAACGGCGUAGACCUGCACGGAGAGGAACAUCACACAGCUGUCGAGGCCUUGCGCAGCUCGGGGGCAGCCGUGGUUAUGACUGUUCUGAGGGAACGCAUGGUUGAACCAGAGAACGCCAUCACCACCACACCAUUGAGACCAGAAGAUGAUUAUUUCCCCCGGGAGAGACGGUCCAGUGGGCUGCCUUUCCUCCUGGACCCUGCCUCACCUGCUGUCAGCACUGGACCUGCGCUGCAACUAGCCACUUGUCUGGUCCGCAACGAUAAAGGUUUAGGGUUCAGCAUCGCUGGAGGGAAAGGGUCGACCCCGUACAGAGUAGGAGACACGGGAAUCUUCAUCUCUCGUAUUGCUGAAGGAGGAGCUGCUCACAGAGACAAUAUCCUGCACGUGGGAGACAGGGUCAUAACAAUCAAUGGUGUAGACAUGGCAGAGGCCAGACAUGACCAGGCAGUAGCGCUGCUUACCGGCACUUCCCCCACCAUCACCCUCCUGGUCGAACGGGACCAGGCCAGUGCAGGGGGCGCCUCCCCUCGAACUCGACCUCAUUCGCCUCCUCCUCCAGUGCCAUCUGACUCACCUGAGCAAGAGGAAGGAGAUGACCUUGGAAACCAUCUCAACUGCCCCAUGGAAGAUGAAUACCCCAUUGAGGAAGUGACCCUGAUCAAAGCAGGUGGCCCCUUGGGUCUGAGCAUUGUAGGGGGUAGUGACCAUGCCAGCCACCCUUUUGGAAUUAAUGAGCCAGGGGUGUUCAUCUCAAAGGUCAUCGCCAAUGGCUUGGCCUCUCAGAGUGGACUUCGCGUGGGCGAUCGUAUCUUGGAGGUGAACGCCAUCGACCUAAGACAUGCCACACAUCAGGAAGCUGUUAGAGCGCUGCUGUCCAACAAGCAGGAGAUCCGCAUGCUUGUGCGCAGAGAUCCCUCGCCCCCUGGCAUGCAGGAGAUUGUCAUCCACAAGCAACCUGGAGAAAAGCUGGGCAUCAGCAUCAGGGGCGGAGCUAAAGGCCAUGCAGGCAACCCCUUUGACCCCACAGAUGAGGGCAUCUUCAUUUCCAAGGUGAGCUCCAGCGGUGCUGCUGCACGAGAUGGCCGACUGCGGGUGGGCAUGCGUAUUCUUGAGGUGGGCAACAACAGUCUGCUGGGUAUGACACACACGGAAGCAGUGAGGGUCUUGCGUGCUACCGGUGACUCCUUGGUCAUGCUUGUGUGUGAUGGCUUUGACCCAAGAAACGCUGCAGGCAUAGAGGCGUCCCCUGGUGUUAUUGCGAACCCGUUUGCGGCAGGUAUUGUUCGUAAGAACAGUAUGGAGAGCAUCUCAUCAGUAGAUAGAGACCUGAGUCCUGAAGAGAUUGAAAUCAUGCAGAAGGAGGUAGAGAUGGUGAGGGAGACGUCCCAGUGGGAACAGGAGGAGAUGGAAAAAGUGGAGCGUAUGCGCUUGGAGCGCGAGGAGGCAACUCGUUUGCUGGAGGAGGAAACUGAGAGUUUGAGCACUGGACCACUGAAACUGGACUACAAGACACUGGCUGCUCUACCUACCACUAGCCUACAGAGAGUUAAUAGAUCUUCACCGUCUGAGCCUCACAGGAUUGACAGUCCUGUCCGAGAUGCUGCAUACUCUCCACACAACUCACAGUCAAACAUUCAUUUCCCUUCAAAUGCAAACACCAAGGAUAAUUCAUCAACUAAACCUGGUGCCAUCCAGCCUCUCUCUCGGGUGCGACCCGCUGUAUCUCCAGCCAGUCAGGAUGGCCACAGCAGUCCCAACCCUUUCCAGCAUGGCCUCUCUCCCAUCAGCUGUCAGACCACUCCUCGUGCCCCAUCCCCUGACACACAUGAGGAAUACCCCAUCAAUAUCAAGCAGGUAUAUAAGGCCUUCGCAGCUGUGCCACACUCCCUGGCUGUACUGGAACCCCCACAGGAUCUUUACUCUCCACGGAACAAUUUCAGUGCAAAGCAACCAUCACCAGAGCCUGAGCUGAAUAAUGAAGUGUUUAUGGAUGAGGCUGAGGGCAGUGGUCCUCUCGGGCCUCAUCCCUCCCUCUCAUCUGACCGCCACGAGUACAGGAGCCUGGCAGCCGUGCCACGCCUGUCUCGCCCCUCAGUGGAGUCCAAGACCCCCUCCUCUGUUGGCAGAGACAGCCCAGAGCAGCGCUCCUUCAGAGACAGGCAGAAAUAUUUUGAGAUUGACGUGAAGCAGCAGACACCAGACAAACCUAAACCUCGCAUCUCACUUGUGGGAGAAGAUGACUUGAAGAAAAUGAAAGAGGAAGAAGCAAAGCGAUUUGAACAGAGUGCACGAGAGUAUAUGCUGGAUGAAGAUGAGGAGGAUGAGGAGGAAGAUCUGGCGAAGCAGGUGGCAGAUAUGAAGGCUCAGGGAAAGGUUAUCCUUGAUGGUGUGGAGUACAAGGUGGAGAGCUUAGGAAGCCACAGUUCCCCAUCUCUGAGGCAGUGCGCCACACCUCCCAGCCACUGUGGCAGCUCAGGUCCCUCCUCUGUGGACGGUAAAGGAGACUCUCAGCGGAAUUCAGUGGAAGACAGCUUCAGACUGGAACAGAGACCCAACUCCAUGACGGGUUUGAUCCCAGUUUAUCCCGGUGAAUUUGUGGCUCCCAUUCGGACGGCCAAAGCAGAGCGUAGGCAGCAAGAGCGAUUGCGCAUGCAGAGCCCGGAGCUUGCUGUCGCCAUGGACAAGGAGCUGUCGCCUGCUGAAAAACGAGCCCUGGAGGCAGAGAAGAGGGCCAUGUGGAGAGCAGCCAGGCCUUGUGGUCUAGAGGAGGACAUAAGGCAGUAUGAGCAAGACCUGGCUAAGCGGCUUUACCAGUCCCGUGUGAGGGCAUCUCUAGGCAGCGCUGCAGCCCCUCCCACUUCCUGCUCCUCCUCUUCCUGUCAGCCCAGGAUGAAGUCUCUAGAGCAGGAUGCUUUGAAGGCUCAGAUGGUCAUUGCCAAGUCUAAAGAGGGGAAGAAGCGUGGAACAUUGGAUCAGCUGUCAGAGUCGCCGUCCCCUGCGCCCACACCCUCUCCAACACCACUGGAAGAUAUCAGUCCACGGGCAGUGACUUCACCAGGCAGACUGUCUCUGUCAGAAAAGAAGUUUGACUACCGACAAUUUGCUGCCAUUCCUUCUUCCAAACCCGUUUACGACAUUCAGUCUCCUGGUGCAGGAGGUGAUGUGCACUUCAUGGAUGAUAACACAGGCGACUUCUUUGGAUAAGUGCUCUUCUACAGUAAUUUUGUGUCUCUUGUAGAUCCUGAAGUUCCUGUGGCAACCACAUCUGCUCUAGAGGAGAUGGCUCUCUACAGUAACAAGCGCAAACUACGACAGGGCCGCCGCAGCCUGGAGGCUCCAGUGCCCACAUAACCGUACACUCACACACUAAUGCAUCUGAACUGUGAAGAUAAAACACACAUAGCGAUCAUCUAAUGCUAAGAGAUGCCACACAUGGCAUAGAAUGCUCUGAAAUACACAUUGUACACAGAUAUUAAACCACUCUUAUUUCAGUGCCGACAACACCGGUUAGGAGGGGAGUCUCCCAAAUGCUAGUCUUGCCUUUUCAGUUGAAAAGGGUUGCUCAGAUUUUACUAUGAGAGGUCCAGAGGAUGGCUGAUUGAUUUACCUAUUUUACCCUGUUUUUCUGUCUGUCGGCAUUUUAGAAGCAGAGUUAUUUUAAGAGAUGAUAUGGCUUUCUUACUAAACACUUUCAAAACCUCCUCUAGAAAUGAAAAUGUGGAAAGGCAGAAAAAGAGCUAUUUAAACGUAACUGUGCUCAUUUCUUGGGAGAUUCAGUUUGCAGACGACAUACUGCUACCUUCACUGCCCCAUUUAAGCCAGACUUUCACUUUUGUUGCUUUAAUUCAUAAUCAGAAAAAAAGUUUUUAUUCCUUUUAAAUGUAAUUUAUUAAUGUAAUAUACUGUUUUUAAUCUAUGGGAUUCCAAUACAGUAGAGGAACAAAUUGAAGCUUUUGACAUAUGUAUAAGCUGAUUACUUGUGAUUUUGUGACAAAUUUUGAUUUUUGGGUUUGGGAUAAAUUUUCUUGCACUCAGCAUUUUAAAAAUGAAAAUGAGGCCUUGGCAUAAAGCUUUAUUUCCAUUUUCUAUCCAUAUCAGUUACGAAACAGAAUUUCUUCUUUAAGGUGAUGCAAAUGAAUGUAAUAUUUUUGAAAGGUUGCAUCUGACCUUAUUUAAAGAUCUGUUAUAAACCUUUUCCUAAUAUGUAUGAUCAUGCCAUAUCAAAAAGACUGACCUACUGUAUUGAGCAGCGUCAUUCUAAACCUUUUAAUUGAUCUCUAGUCUUCCUUUACUGGACUAGGAGAAUAAAAUGAAGUGGAUAAUGGUUUCAUAAGAUUUUUGUUCCUUCGGUGAUGAUCUUCCUCAAAGACACUAAAACGCAUUCUCCAUUUGUAUUUCUGCGUCUUGUUCUGGGCCAUCUAUACAUUGAAUCAUUCCCUGUGCUACACAGAGUGACCAGACUUGAGAAUUUCGAUCUUUGACAACCCAUCAUUCGCCAGACAUAACUGUACCUCUCCAUAAACCUAUGGUAUCAUUUUGGGUGUGGGAGGAGAAAAUUGAAUCAUCAGAGAACAUUUGGUCUCCGUAAACAUCUAAAAAUUUCUGUAAACAUCUUUUGUUUGUCUUGUUCUGACAGGUGUGUGAAGGUAGUAGAUGUUUUCUAAUCUACAUUUUAAAUAGUUGAACUUUUAAAGCCACUGAAAAGCUCAUUGUGUGAAUAAUGUAUAAAUGCUAAAAAAAAAAAAAAAAAAAAAGCUAAAAUCAAAUCUGAGCCUUUCUGCCCCAAGACCAAACUAAAGUCUGAAGGGUAUAGAUGAUUCUACCAGGGUCUUGACUGAUUGAUCCCUGUGUUUGUAUAUUGGCUUAUUGCAAUUUUGCAAAUUUACUGUCAAUCCUGUGUGAUAGACUUUUAUUAUUCCUUCAAGUAAACAUGUUUAUUUCACUGUUCUCAAAUCAUUUGUUCACCAUAGCUGCCAUCAACACUGUGUCACGAUGAACCUGUCAACAUGACAUUUUUUUUUAAAUUUACUAAUCUUAGCUUUUGUGUUGCUCUCAUCAACUGAAAUUCAGUUUAAUAACAGUUUGGGAUUGCUCAACAUUGUAUUUUUUAAAAACUGUAGUUUGAGAGAGAAAAAAAAGUUGGUUUUCUGUAACUGAUGGGAUAAUGGGAUUCACUACAUUUUUACUUUUUCAAAGCAGAAGAGUUUGAUCUCUCUUGGUGUUUUCUUGUCUUGAUUUAUUGUUGGGGAGGAAUUUUUUUUUUUUUUUUUUUUUUUUUUUUGCUAAAGGGGAGGGUGGGAUUAAAGGUCUGGGGAUAGAGCUCAUUCAGGACUGUAACUAGUGAAUUUGUACAACCAAAGAAGUCUAUUUUGUGGUUCAGGAAUAAUAAAGUUUACUUUUCAUUUAACAACCUGAA